UGACUCUGCCAUCACCAACUGUUUGCAUAAUUUUUCUUGCUGUUGCAUUUAAUUAAAUUUUUAUUUAAUUCAAUUCAAUUUUAAUUGUUUUGUGUGAAAACAUGUUUACCAGUUACUGGAAACUCGUAAUUCUAUAUAUUGUUAUAUUUUUUAGCUCAAACAGAGCUUCAGUUGCCAAUUCUGAGGAUAAACUCAUAGCGAUAUACACAGGCAAAGAAAAUCAUUUUAAUUGUGAAAAUGAAGUCCAAAUUUACGAGAGCGAUUGUGUAUAUGAGAUCAAGGGGCUAAAAAUAGAAAUCAAUGCUGGCAGAAGAUGCAAAUUGAGAUUCGGCUGCAACUCCACAAUUUUCUUGGCUAUGUGUUGUUUUGCGGACCGUAUAGAGAUCAAGCAAAUCUCGCAAAAAACCAUGCCUGUAUUGAGUAGUGAACCACCAGAAAUUAAAUUAACGGAUAACCAAAAAGGCUCUUUAUUUAAUUCAAAAAUUGAAGAAAAUUUCAUUCGCGUCAAAAUGGAUGGUACGUUCAAGCUGUUGCUGGUUCUUUUGAUUUUAAUAUUGAUGGUCCUGUUAACAAGUAUUGUUUUUUGCAAAAUUUGGUGCCUAAAAAGAAUGAUAGCUUCAGAGCCAAAUACAUAUGCUGUAUUCAAAGAUAAUCUCCAGGUUCAGAAUCGGGAUAUGAAAACACCAGCAAACAGUGAGGCCCUGAAAAAAAACGAAAAUUUGAUAAAUUUAAAUCAAAAGAUCCAGGCAAUAAGCGAUAUUGGAGAGAUUGACUGCAGCGAUAUUCCAUUAAAAGUUUGAUUUGCAAACAAGCUUGUUCAAUAAGAAGUCAAUUAAAUUGAAUUCAAUUCAAUUA
Messenger RNA from Tetranychus urticae (two-spotted spider mite), 855 nucleotides. RefSeq lists its product as uncharacterized. The record is from RefSeq and is a predicted model, not a curated record. NCBI's taxonomy places the organism in Eukaryota, Metazoa, Arthropoda, Arachnida, Trombidiformes, Tetranychidae.